This is a messenger RNA of Archocentrus centrarchus (flier cichlid), 3264 nucleotides long. It is a transcript of the gene mboat2b, whose product is annotated as membrane bound O-acyltransferase domain containing 2b. Lineage: Eukaryota; Metazoa; Chordata; Actinopteri; Cichliformes; Cichlidae. The transcript has 13 exons. Gene Ontology annotation, molecular function: acyltransferase activity. The record is from RefSeq and is a predicted model, not a curated record. Gene Ontology annotation, biological process: lipid modification. Gene Ontology annotation, cellular component: membrane. Bases 103 to 1626 code for a protein of 507 amino acids.
CAGACACAGACACAGACCGCCGGCGGAUCACGGAGCCGCCGCCGCCUCUGAGUCGCUGCAGCCGGAUAGAGAAGCAGCACAGCCGGCCGCACACCCGGAGCUAUGGCCGAUGAAGGAGCCCCAUCCACGGCCUGCACCGGCUCCAGCCUCCUGCAGCCGGUCAGCGAGAUCACCAACCUGCCGCUGGACCAGGUGAACUUCGUGGUGUGUCAGCUCUGCGCUUUGGUUUCUGCCUUCUGGUUUCGUCUCUUCCUCCACCCCAGUAAAACCAGUCCCUUCAUCAGACACGUGGUGGCCACGCUGCUGGGACUGUACUUCGCUAUGUUCUGCUUCGGCUGGUACGCUCUCCACUUCCUGGUUCAGAGUGGACUCACCUAUGGCAUCAUGAUCCUCACUGGAGUCGAACACAUGCACAAGUACAGCCUCGUGGUGGCGCUCACAUAUCUGAGCCUGUGUCAGAUCACUCGAGUCUACGUCUUUGACUACGGCAUGUACACUGCUGACUUCACAGGCCCCAUGAUGGUCAUAACACAGAAAAUCACCAGCCUGGCGUUUGAGAUCCACGACGGAAUGGCUCGAAAAGAGGAACAUCUGACAGCAGGACAGAAGAUUCUGGCAAUAAGGAGGAUGCCCAGUCUGCUGGAGUAUUUCAGCUACAACUGUAACUUCAUGGGGAUCCUGGCCGGACCCACCUGCUCCUACAACGACUACAUCGCCUUCAUUGAGGGAGACCCCCGCCGCCACAGGGACCCAGAGGAUGACAGGAAGUCCAGCAGCAAGCUGAGGCAGAGCGAGCCUUCGCCAAACAUGGAGGUUGUACGUAAAGUGGCCACCUCCUUCUUCUGCCUCCUGGUGUUUCUGUCGGUGUGCAAGGUUUUCCCCGUGGAGCGAAACAUCGACGAUGACUUCAUCGCCAACACACCAUUCUAUGCUCAGGUGGUCUACCUGUACCUGUCCAUGCUGACCACCAGACCCAAGUACUACUUCGUCUGGACGCUUGCUGACGCCAUCAACAAUGCUGCCGGCUUCGGCUUCAAUGGUUAUGACAGCGACGGCUCUCCUCGCUGGGACCUCAUCUCCAACCUGAGGAUCCUGAACAUUGAGUUUGCCACCAGCUUCAAAGUUUUCCUGGACAACUGGAACAUUCAGACAGCACACUGGCUCAAAAGGGUGUGUUAUGAGCGAUGCCCCUACCAUCCAACAGCAGCCACCUUCAUCCUGUCAGCCAUGUGGCACGGAGCCUAUCCAGGAUAUUACCUCACCUUCCUCACAGGCACCGUCAUCACGCUGGCAGCCAGAGCGGUCAGACACAACAUUCGGCCAUACUUCCUGCACUCAUCCACCCACAAACUGGUCUAUGAUGUCAUCACGUGGGCAGCCACUCAGAUCGCCAUUUGCUACACGGUGGUACCUUUUGUUCUGCUGUCUGUGGGUCCAUCCAUGAAGUUUUACAGGUCCUGGUACUUCAGCCUCCACAUUGGGUGCAUUCUGGUGGCCGUGGCACUGCCUGUCAAACCGAGACAUCUCCGUCUCAAAGACCAGCAGAAGAGCACCAUCCAGGAGCCUCUUCAGCGCCACCCAGAGGCUGCAGACAGGAACUGCAGCCAGAGGGAGAAAACCACAUGAGUCGAAGGAUGAGAAGCGAUCAUGUAACAUCAUGUACUACGUGGGUGUGUAUAGAAGGACGAGGAGGUGAAGGUCACUGGGAGCUUUCUGCUGGCCUGGGUACAGAAACAUGAUGGUGAACGUUGAAUUAUUUGGAGUCACAGGGGGGUGGGGAUGAAAACAGGCCCUGUGUUGUACUGUGUCUUUAAACGGACUCAUGACUGCUCAUCCAGUCAGAUUCAGACAGAUGUGUGAUGUUGAAGGAUUCAUGUGUAUAAAUACAUACAGUGUAAGUUCACAUGGAGCAGCUAUUUGGGAACCAAGCUGCCCUGAACUGUCAUGAUCACCUGUGUAGUGUUUCUUUCUGGUUAAACACCUGCUGACUGUUGAUGUGCAGGAAGAGCGAACAAAGGAAGGACGGAUGGAAGAAUGACUCAAACGUCUGUUAUGAAAUAAUGGAAAAAGCAGCAGGAUGAGUGAACCACGCGUGACCUGAAGUCAGACAGGUUUAACCACUACAUGACAGUAUUCACAGAGGCUGGGGUUCGAAAAGUGCCGAUAACUGUUCCACUCAGUCGCCUCACGUGUUUGGGUUUGUGCAGGAGCGUUCCCCGGAGAGGACGGCCUCACGUUUACAUUAGUACAUGUUUGAAUCAGGUGAUUUAUGUCGUUUCAUUCCAAGCAGUGUGUGCAGUUUGGUGUUUGUAGAUUUAGCUUGAAGGUAAAAUGAACUGAAAUGCAGCUCAGUUCAGAUUUCUUCAGGUAAAGGAUCGUGUAGUUAGCAGGUCAAAUGAUCUGGUUUAAAGAAACCAGUGCUUCAUCUCACUAGUUAAAGGAAACCCAUUCUGCUCACCUGCAGCUCAUUUUUAUUCUCACACUCAGCCAUAUUAUCCUCGUGUGAUUGACAGUUUAAAAUAAUCUUUACUUUGUUUUAUGUGGGCCCCUCAGUUCAAUAAACCCUUUAGCUCCUCUCUCUUCAAGGCCCCCUUCCCUAAAAUCCCACCUUCUCCUGAUUGGCCAGGUUCUGGACGCCUGCUGAGGGGCAGCGCUCGGUGCCUCUGAGCUGUACGUCGUGGACAUGCCUACAGGACGUGCCCACAUAAAGAGCUCUGCUGUGAUGAACUGAAAAAAAUGACAUAAAAAGUUUGAAGCUGAGUACUGCGAGCAGGUUUCUGACUGGAUUACUUUGGAUUACUGUGGUUUAUGUUAUUACUUUGACCUUGAGCCGUGUUUCAUAUGAACACAUUUCAGUAUUUUGACAGAAAACAAAGAAAGUACCUUCAGCAGGUGAAAGUGUUGCUGCAGCUGCUGGUUUAGGUGUUAGAAGGUUUAUUUUGGGGUCGGUUCAGCAGCUUCAUGUUUCAGGUCUUCUUCCAGCAGUUUACGACGGCGCCGUGUUGGUAGCCCCCCCAUCGUGGUUCUGUGGCCCGGUCUUUGGAUCCAGAAGGACGUCCCGUCAGGAACGGCUGCAUUUCCUGCUGUGUGUUUUUGAAAAUGAGGAAAGCACAUCUCUGUUUCCUGUUGCCAUGUUUGUGUUUUCAGUGUUGUGGGAGGCGUGUGGAGAUAAUGUUCUGGGAAGCAGAUGCCUCUCUGUGGGCUUCAUGAGGGCAGUAUGUGUUUUUGUAAAUGAUGUGAUUAAAGCAAAUUUUUGACACCUGA